AAUCAAUAACAUUUAGUAUACGUAAUUAUAUGCAUAUGUGACAUGCCUAUAUCUCUUCAUUUGUGAAAAUGCAAAAAAGGUGUAACACGGUUGACUAAGAAAGCAUUUAACAAUUAUUUCAGUAUAUUACUUAUUCACACUUUUUAACCCAGCCAAUCAAAAUCCAGUUUGCUUGCCUGACGAGGUCGAAUAACUCUGAUUGGUUGUUGUACUGUGCUGAAGUUGACGAUGGGUCCAUUUUAGAUAUUUGUUAAGCCUACGCAUAAAACAGUUGUAAACUUUAACUACAGACAUUGAGUGACCGAUUGUUGGACACAGAAAACGAUUGGUAUCCAUUAUUACACAAGAAAGGCGUCAGUAAUAAUACUAAUGUCGUUACAAUUGCCUAUCAUAUCAGAGAAGGGGGCUUAUGUACUGAGUUUGCAGUAAAUGCGUAGAUAACUGAGAAAGAGAAAAAAAAGAAAGAACAGAAGCACAAUCAGGCCAGAUAUUAACUACUGGUUGAUUAUUUAUCAAUUAACAUGACAGAGAAUGCACCACCAAUGUUGUUGAAUGAAGCCCACUUUCUCAUUGGACAAAACGCUCUUAAAAAUAUACAGCUGAACAAUACUGAUGACGAUAAUGACAUUGUUGCUGUUGUAGAUGGUGAAAAUUAUCCUAAUGACAAUAAUAUCAUUGAUAACUGUGAUAAUGAUGAAGAGAUGCAUCACGAUUUGAGUACAGUACUUGAAACUGAUUCACAUAGUAUGGAAUCGGGUAAAACUGUUAGUGUAUCUAUACCAAUGAGAAAGAAAAUAGUGACAAAUUCUAACGGUGUUAUUCACAUCUACCGUAGUAACGAUUUGUAUGAUAAUAAUUCCUCAAAUAUGAAUGAUUACUACAAUCAUAUGGGUGGUGAUAACGAUGAAAUUACUGACGACGUUGAUGAUGAUAUUGGUGUUGGUGACGGACAGUCAACUAAUGAACUUGAUAUAACCGAUGAAUCCUUAUCCUAUAAUACUCCUUACCAAGGACCACAAGUCAAUAUUUCAUUAAGAAGAGACAAUCAGAUGAUUGAUGCACCAUAUAAACGACCUAAUAAGAGUCAUACAUUAUCGAAUAAUACAAACUGGAAAGUGUUAAAACCUCAGAAAUCAAAAGAAUAUGUCCUAUCAGUAUCACCUCGUCAAACAUUGCCAAGAAGUUUACAACCAUUUACUCGUGGUAACUAUACGGUAAAACAUGAGCACUCACAUAUGAAUGGAAUCAAUAGUAAUGGCAAUAACGGUGGUGGCGUGGGCGGCAGUGGUGGUCCCUUUGAAUAUUGGACUAUCCCAAGAAAUUCACAACCGCAUUAUAAAUUAAGAAAUUCAGACAACUCUGGGUUUUAUAUGCCAGGAAGUUUAUUUCUCCAUGAAAAAACUCAACCACGUUCACGUCGUAAAGGACAUAAAAAUGUUAGAGAAAGAAGUGAAGCUUUGCUUAGCGAAUCAGGCCAUAGUGGUAGCAAGCAUCAUAAUCGGCGUAUAUCUUCAAAAGUUGUCGAUAAGACUGGAAGUAUUAAUGCCAAUAAUAACAGUAACAAUCAUCCUCUUAAUCCCCACGAGAAUGAUGUAGUAAAUAUGACUGAUGCAGAGAAGCGCAGAAGCGAGCUGAAAGUGUACUUUCGGUUCUCCCGUGGAACUUUAAAUGAUCCCUUCACUUAUGAUUAUUACAAAAACAAAGAACUUUUAGUACAACUUCAAGCCCGUUGCAGAGGGUGGAUUUCUAGGAAUAAAUCUUCUCGACAAAAGAGUGAAGAAGAUGCAGUGAGGUGCAUUCAGAAAAACGCAAAUGUUAUGUUUGAUCCUUGGUUCCGUUUAAUGCUGGCAUUGAAACCAUUAAUUCGUACACAUCGUACAGAAGAAGAGUUAUUAUUCCUUCGAAGUGAACUCGAAAGGUAUAAAGCAUUGGUUCGUAUGCUACGUUUUGAAAAUGCUGAAUAUCAAGCAAGGGUCGCUAAUUUACUACAACUGCUGGAACAAAUGAGUACAAAUGUCUCAAAUACAUCUACUGUUCAGAGUUUAGUUCAACAGAUCUCUGAAGCUUUGAGUAAAAACCAAGAGUUUUGGCAGUCUUUAGCCACAGAUAACAAGGCUUUGAAUACUUUGGCUCCACAAAAGUCUGCUAAUCUUCUCGAAGUGGAACAAGCUCCGACUAAUCCUGAAGCAUCCCCAAUGACUAAGUUAAGACAAGAUGCUGAAUUCUAUCGAGAUCAAGUUGAGUUACUACGUGAAGAGGCAGAUGAACAACAGUUGCGCUCCGCUGAACACUACAGAAAUCAAGUUCGUGUUCUCAGUGAACGAGUUGAACAGUUACAACAUGUUUUAGCCUUGGAAUCAAGUAAAGUGGAACGUUUAAGUUCUGAGCUGGAAGAGAGAAAUACUUCAGAAACUGAGUCGAAAGCUUAUGUACGCAAUCUUGAAGUUAUGGUGAAUCAGUUGAGUAAACAGCUAGAACAAAGAAGUAAACUAAUGUCACACGGAGAGGGGAAUGAUGAAAAUCAAGAAAAUCAAACUGAUAUAAAAGAUGCAAAGACAAAAGAAUUAAUUACUGAGCUCCAAAAUGAGCUUACUACACAUCGUGACUUGGUCCUUAAGCUCAGGGAAUAUUUGUCAUCUCAUCCUGAAAUGUCGUCUCAACUUGACAGUGGUACACAUGGGGCUCUGGAAUUACUAAAUUCUCCAGUUAUGAUUGACAAGACAACUUUGAACCAUCAACAAAACCAGCAUUUCUUCGGAUCUUCCAGAACUCAGUCUCGAGAAGAAGUGAAUGAUCUAACCCCAAGGAGUAAUGCAUCAAAUCAACUGGUUGAAAUGAAAAGACAACUUGAAUUUUUACAGAAGCAGUUGAUCGAAUCUGAAGACACCGUUAAACAGGAGGCAGAAAACAGGGAGGAAUUAGAAGCUGAGAACUUCAGUCUAUACGAUAAAAUUUCUAUACUGGAUAGACAGUUACGUCAUAUACAGGACGAAUACGAUGAUCUUGUAAAGAAAGAAAUGGUAAACCAACGUGCGUUGAAAGAAGUUCAUGAACUUUUGGACGAUGAAUCAAGAAAGUGUACAAAACUUGAACAACAGAAUAAGGAACUUGAACAACAGUUAGCAGAACUGCGUGAAUACGAUGAACCAGAAGAAGAUAUAGUAGCAAAGGAAUGGGAAUCAAUGAAAUCAAAACUACGAGCCGAUGCUAUGUUCUACAAGCGUAGUUUGGAUCAGCUUCGAGAAGAAUACGAACAGUAUCGCAUCGAUAAUGAUCCUGUUGCAAUGCAAAGACAAUUGACAGAAAAAGAGGAAAAGCUGAAUUUAUUGGAAAAAGAAAAACAACAAUGGCGUAUGGAAUUGGAUAUACAAAAUGUGAAAUUACAGAAUGCCACUUCACUAUUAGAAGAUACUGAAUUACGUUUGAAAAUGUUGAACAGAGAACGAACAGCCCAAAUGCAUCGUAUGUCACAACUUGAAACAGAACGUGAUGAACUAAUUCGACAAACAGCAACUAUUACAGGUCGUGCAGCGGCUGACAGAGAGAUGGCUGCUGCUAAAUUACGUGAAAUGGAUGAAUUACGCUCAGAAAGAGAUAUGCUUCGAAAGGAAUUAACAGAAUGUAAACAAGCACUUGCUGGUAGUACAGCAGAAAAUUCAGCUGAACGACGUCAACUUCAGGCACGUUUACGUGAAAUAGAAAUGCACAAUGAAGCACGUAUCGCAGAUAUUAAAGGGGAACUGGAACGAGUACGGGAAGAGCUGGAACAGACACAGGUUGAAUUACAAACAACUCAAGCAUCAGAAAUGGAAUUACGAAGUACAAAUCAACACCAAAAAUGGAAAAUUCAUGAACUAGAAGAUCAAGUUAUUCAUUACACUUGUCGUAUUUCUGGUUUAGAACGUCGUAGUAUAGAUUUAGACGCUGAACUGAUACGUGCAAAAGCAGAUUUAAGUGCUUCACGUGAAACAGCAUCAUUAAGGCGUGCAUCGAAAACUCGUAUGGCAGACGAAUGGUUAAAUUUACUAAAUAUUCCAAGUGGACAAGAAGAUACUGAUGACGAGGAUGAAGAUGAAGAUCGUCAAAAAAAAAUUGUCAUGUUUAUAAGACGAAGUAGGCAAGAUGUAAAUGACAACAGUGGUGAAUUAUUAAGGCAAAGAAUAAGAAUAGGUCAAUCUGAAAGUGAUCUAUUGAAAGAUGAGUCUGUAAUGUAUCAGUCAAAUCCAAAUUUAAAGAAUUCAAGAUAUCGAUCUGAAAGUUUAUUAUCAGCUGUUGAUCAACGUCAACGUAGAUUACCACCAAUUCAUUCAGAUGGUCAUUUAAACAACAAAAUAAAUAGAUCAACAUCGAAUUUUAAGUCUAAUGGAAUGAAUUCAUUAAAAACUGUAGAACAAAAUGAUUUUAAAGAGAAUGAUACUAAAAAUAAUGAAAAAGAUAUAAAUAAGGAUAAUGAAGCAGAAAACAGUCAUAUCUAAAAGUUUGUUUUUCAAAAACAAUACACUAAAAUCUCAUCUAUCACAAUCUGUAUGUAUAUAUAUAUCAAUAAUAUACAAGUAAAUAAUACUAUAAUACUAUGAAUAACAUCAUUGAAAUCUAUCAACCUAUCAAUGAAAACUGAAUCUUCGAAACAAAUUUCAAAUGAAAAAUUGGAAAUUAUUCAACACAUUUCACAAUUGUUUCAUAUCUAUACAGUAGAAUCAAUUGGUAUUUGUAAAAAAAAUGGUUUGUUUUAUCAAACUGUUUCAAAUUAUGUUGAAAUUUUAAUUUCAAUGCCCUUACUUUAUUCAACAUAACCAAUGACUGAACACAUCUCUGUGCUUUACAUAAUUAUGUUCACAUUCAUAUAUAUAUAUAUAUAUAUAUAUAUAUAUAUAUAUAUAUAUAUAUAUAUAUAUAUAUAUAUAUAUAUAAUAUGUAUCAGAUAUUCGUUAUCUCCGUAUUGUAUUUUAUCUCUGUGACAAAAAAAACUAUCAUAGUUUACACUACUGAAAAAUAUUCUUUUUCAUUGUAUCUCCAUCUUUACAUGUACCGGCGAUUCGGCAUCUAUAUGUCAACAAUCAAUCAGUUAACUGAAUGUCAGUGGGAUAAUGAAUUCUGUAGACAAGAAUAAACUAUUUGUUUUUAUAACGAGCGUUCUUUAUUAUUAUGAUUUAUUACUUUACACCAACCGCGGUUUAUAGUUGAAUGAAUCAUUGAUUAAGUUGAAAAAUAAAAACAAAUAAUAUUUUUAUGUUUUUGCUUAUAUUCUGCUCAACUAUGUUUCAUUGAAGCACAGAAGUUUUGAAAAAUAUGUUAUCGUUUAAAUCUGAACUGCAAGUUGUUUAUAAAUAACAGGCGAUUAUUCACUUUAUUCGAUUUUAAUGGUGAUGAUAAUAAUAAUAGUAAUCACUACAGACAAACUUCCAAUAUAUUCAAUAACAUUAUAUUCCAAUCAUAGGUACACACUAGACUUGAGUACAAUGAAACAUUCUGGAAGGUUGAGGGGUUUUGCAGACUUAAUCAAUUAAAA
Heterobilharzia americana is the source of this 5509-nucleotide messenger RNA. Lineage: Eukaryota; Metazoa; Platyhelminthes; Trematoda; Strigeidida; Schistosomatidae. The record is from the annotation of a GenBank genome assembly.